AUGAGGCACCUCUUCAGACAGUGGGUCGGUGGUUUUACCGUCUCGUCGGCGUGUUGCGCUCACGGCAGGCGCAUCGCGCAUCCUUUCGACCAUCUCGCUUGGGUAUGCACCAUGGACAUUGUCAUUCGAGUCGCGGGCGGGUCGGUGGGAGAAGGCGGCGCACACACAAUCCCAUACCGAUUCCUCACAUUUUGCUUCCUUGGAUGGGUAGUCGUAAGGCCAGUCGACAGUGUUUCCGCCUUUCCGCUUGCUCGAGAUGCUGGAUGCGCGGCGCUUGGUGCGCUGGACUCUGGCGGAUCCGGACUCGUGUCACGAUCGGCUUCCACAGUGGCGGAAUGUUCAGAGGAGACCAAGCAGGAAAGGUGGUGGGAAUUGGAUGGUAUGGGAGGCUUUUCCGGAACUUCCGGUUUUCGCCAUUACCAGGGCAUAGUUGGAGCAGAAGCUGUAUUUGAUCUUUGUUAUCCUGCCAAUGCCCAACUUGUGGACGUCGGCUGGGCUCGAUGCACAGACUGGAUUCCUGACAAGCUGUCACUGUUACAAGGGUUGUGGAAUUGGCGACGAUGCGGCCUCUUACCAAAGCGGGGCACCUCCGACGCUCGCGGCAACUCUGACGCCGCGAAAAAGCAGCCUCUUGGCAAACCGGGGCAGCUGACGCCGCGAAAAAGCAGCCUCUCGGCAAAGCGCGGCAACUCUGACGCCGCGAAAAAGCAGCCUCUUGGCAAACCGGGGCAACUCCGACGCCGCGAAAAAGCAGCCUCUUGGCAAACCGCGGCAGCUCUGACGCCGCGAAAACGCAGCCUCUUGGCAAAAAUGUUUAUCCUUUGGCUUUACCUUCUCGACCGCCCAGGAGACAGACCGCGCGUUCGACCUCCAAGCAAACAGUACAAAGCCAACACCCAGCAGGCAGCGCGAAGCCAAGACCAGCGUGAAGCGCGAAGCUGCUAUCGUAAUGGCUACGAAACACGAUUGAUUACAGCUGACCAUCAUCGCUUCCCACCCAAGCAUCGCUUCUCCCUGCUGCUGCGACUCACAUCCGCGCCGAGCGAAUCGAUAUGCGCAUCUCAAAACACCGUCCAGAUGGACGCCACUUCAAUGUCGGCAGUGUUAGGCUCGGGAACGGGAACGGAGGCAUUGGUGAUAAUGGGUGUCAAAGCUGGAAUCUACUAUGCUUGCGCCAACGGAAUUCCACCAUUCCUUCGAAUGGGACAUGACCGUGUUCUCGACUUUGGCGCCAUAGAACCCCCGCUUACACAGAUACCUUCAUUUGUUCCCAGCAAGAGCGCUGGUGUUAUACCAGGAGAUGUCAUACAAAGCAUAGACGCGGCAUCACGACCCAACGGGCUCUGCCUUUCGCGCCUUUAUGACUCUUCUAUUUCGUUCUCCUCCAUCCCCACAAGCACACACCUGACGAAACGUCAAGUUGUGCGUGCAGUUUUCCGGUACGCAGUGCGCUCGAAGUUCGGCAAUGGGGUCAACAGACGCAGCACUCUACAAUUCAUCGACCGACACACUAUCACCCCGAUCAAACCUCAAGGAAGCAGCAGCUAUCGGUUCCAAGCUCAUCAUCUGCUCCUCUGCGGCCUUCUUUCCCUCCCGGGCUUCCUUCUUCGCGCUGACUUGAAUCCAGCUGCGUACGCUGUACACUUCGUUCUCGAUUUCUCAAAGCCCAAGCAACUGGAAACGAAUUGGCAGAGGCCGCUGGUGCCUUGGAUGAUCCCGACGAGCGCCGCCUUCCACAGCACAGGCAUUACAAAACACGGAGCGGGACAAAGAAUUGGUGACAACGCAUACUGGAUACCAUCUCACAAGAAGAGAAACACCCCUCGCAAAAGUCUUAGCGCAAAGCCUCAGCAGCGAGUCAGUGCGGCCGGCGCUAGCUAUGGAAAGUACGGUAGGCAGGAAAGAGACGGGAUCGGGCACAUCGAUCGUAGGCUCAACCCAAUCAUUUUCUCGUGGCUGACAGGAGGCAGAGCCAUGAAAGAGGAUUCGCCCUGUAUGGCUUCGAGCAACGAUACUGCCUCUGAUUCAUCAAGAGUUUCUACCCCGCUGGCGUACGAGUUUUUAGCACUUACAUUCUCAUAUAUGAGAAUCCAUGUUCACCAUUUCAUCAUUUAUGGAGACACCGACUACAACGACUUUGGGGGCAAGGAAAGUUGCAUGAAUGCGCUGACCAAGAAAUUUGGAGUCGGAAACCAGCUGCCAUUGAAGAACUUGGUGAGGCCAGUGACUCGGCAAUGCUCGCGACAUGUCGCACGCACGCACAAGAAUCCUUCGACCGCUAAGUUCAAUCCCGAGGCCUUCCCAAGCUCAGCACCUUUCCCAACAAGAUCCACACAACGACUGUGCCUAGAAGUGUACAUUUCACUGGGAAAUGCCUGCUCUCCGCGGAGAGCCGAAGCCUUCAAAGCUUACGUCCUCAGCGAGCGUGACGCCGCUUCUAUCACCAUCUUCUAUUGCAAAGACACACGCGAGCGCGAGCAACAUAAGCAGAAGCAGGAUUUUGCGUUGCUUCUCGACAUUCUUCCCCCUCGGCGGCCAGAAGCACCAACACUUUACAUGUCGCGGUACGACUGCAGCACGAGGAGAAGGAAUAUUAUAGGAGCUGGGGAAAUUGAUGAAUGUCUCUUUAGGAUGGGUAUGGGGUUGGUCGCCCUCAAACCUCGCGAGGCUCGGGCGCUGCUCUUCGGCGAAUCGCUUGUCAAGUGGCAGUGCUACCGUACACCGAAGCAGGCAGCAGAGACUUAA
This is a messenger RNA of Pseudocercospora fijiensis CIRAD86, 2745 nucleotides long. RefSeq lists its product as uncharacterized. The record is from RefSeq and is a predicted model, not a curated record. Lineage: Eukaryota; Fungi; Ascomycota; Dothideomycetes; Mycosphaerellales; Mycosphaerellaceae. Bases 1 to 2745 code for a protein of 914 amino acids. The transcript is spliced from 23 exons.